ACACAUUCUGUGUAAAAUGCAGCGUCAGAGGAAGAAACUGUUGCGACUCUUUGUGUUCUGGUUUUAAGCUGUGAUCCAUAAAAACAACUUAAUGCGCCUUUUUAGCUGGACAAUCAGCGACUUAUUUCAACAUGUUGGACGGCAGCACGUCUGGAAAUGAACCGGGGCUCUCAGCUUUACAGAACCGGGUCUCUGAGCCCGCAGAUGGGACCCCCUCCUCCAGGUUCCUGCAGGCUGAGCAGGAGCUGAACGCCCUCCUCCGGGGGCUCACCUUCGGAGAGCCCGUCCGCUACAUCUACAACCCGCUGGAGUACGCCUGGGACACCCACCGCUGCUACGUGGAGAAGUACUGCCAGCCCGGGAAGACGGUCCUGUUCCUGGGGAUGAAUCCUGGACCUUUCGGCAUGGCACAGACCGGGGUCCCUUUCGGUGAGGUGAAGUCAGUCGUUGAUUGGCUGAAGAUCUCAGGUGAGGUCGGUCGCCCUGCUGAGGAGCAUCCAAAGAGACGGAUCCUGGGCCUCGGCUGCACACAAAGCGAGGUGAGCGGCGCUCGCUUUUGGGGUUUCUUCAGAAAGCUGUGCGGCGAGCCCGAGCAGUUCUUCCGCCACUGCUUCGUUCACAACCUGUGCCCGCUGAUCUUCAUGAGCGCCAGCGGGAAGAACUUGACGCCGCCAGAGCUGCCUGCAGCGGAGCGAGAGAAACUGCUGUCCCUGUGUGAUGCGGCGCUCUGCAAAGUGGUGGAGGCGCUGGAUGUCUCCAUGGUGAUCGGCGUGGGGAAGGUUGCGGAGCAACGGGCGCGGCGGGCACUGUCUUCAUCCGGUGUAGUUAAUGUACGAGUUGAGGGCGUGAUGCACCCUUCGCCCAGGAACCCGCUGGCCAAUAAGGGCUGGGAGGAGGUGGCUAAAGCCAAGCUGGCGGACCUGGGUGUCCUCCCUCUGCUGAGUAGCAGCUAACGAGCUGCAGAUCCAAUCUGAUGAUUCAUCAGGAGGUGAAGAGCUGCUGAAAAAUGCCGCCGCUAAUACCUUCCGACCAUAUGCUGCUCCAUAUUCAGCUUGUUAUCGCAAACACCGUCUCUGACCUCUGUGGAGAAAUCUUAACACCAGUCUACAGAGUUGGCAUGUCUCCCCUUCAGUAAUGACUGCAUGAAGUGCAUUAAAUAUUCAUCCUCAGAACUACAAAACAUCACUGUUUGUGUUGUAGAAACUGUUUGUACGUUUUAGGUUUCUUGCUGGUAGAUUGCCCACAUCUGAGAAGGGAGUUUGGUCCGUCGUUAUGCUGAACUUUAUGCAGGACUCAUGCAUAAAGUUCAUGCAUGAGUGAAGCGGGGCUCUCAGAAAGGUAUGGCAUUUUAUUUCUGAAUGUAUUUUGGGCUAACUUGGUAUGAAAAUAAGAGUAAACAAAAGUAUCUGUAUUUCUGGACUUGGUUUAUAACCCCAGGGUCUAAAUGUGCCAGCCUGCCUUCCUUCCUUCCUUGUCUUGCUACCUUUCUGGUGCAGUUUCUUCUUUCCUUUUUUGUCUCUUUCCUAUCUUCCUUCCGUCAUUCUACCUUUAUCUCCUACUUUAGUUCCUUUGAUUGUGUCUUUCAUUUGUUCCUACCUUCUUUUGGUUAUUUCGUUCCCCCUUCUGUCCUCAUUUUCUUUCAUUUCAUUCUAUUAUUCUUUCUUCCAUUCUUUCCUUUCUUCCUCUCAUUCUUGCAUCUUUCUUUUCUUUCUUUUGCUCUUUGUGUCCCUUCUUACUUCCUUCCUUCCUUCCAUGUUUAUGACUUUGCGGCUUUAUGUUUUGUAGAAAUUUGAGUCGCUCCAUUAUGUGUAGGGACAUAAGCUCUCCAUCUGAAGUUUGCCAGUGAACAUCUAAAUGAUUGAGAGUGCAUUGAAUAUCAAUCCUCAAAACAGAACCUGUUCUAGUUAGAUGAGACCAAAAUCCAGUUCUCUGUGGCGGAGCCAAAACAUACUGCUGGGGCACAAUUCAGCAGGGAAUCAAACUAUUAUUUCUUCCAUAUAUCUGAAGCUCAGGACACUCUGUUCCCCUUUUAUGUUGUAAUGAAAACGACAACAAAUAUGUAGAAAUAAAUCAUCAGUUAGACUUUAGUUCCAGCCAGGUGGUUUAUCAACAGAUUAAAAUGUUAUCCACAAUGAUUCAUUAAAUGACUGUUACCACGCCGACUCAGUUAGCACUCCUAACAAACUACUAAAAUGGCACCUAAAUGUAACCAUGGCUACAUCUUAUAUCUACGUAUGCUGCAUUACAUCCUGUUGAAAGAAAUGUUACAAAUGUGAGACGCUAUUUUUUAUAUUUCUGUUUAUCUUUUUUUGUUAUAUUUGGUUUGUUUUCAUAACGUGUUGGUUGUUUUCCUCCGGUCUGUUUUAGGGUGCUGUGUCUUUGCUACUAAAAUAAAAACACUCCUGUCUACAAAUAAA
This is a messenger RNA of Xiphophorus couchianus (Monterrey platyfish), 2417 nucleotides long. RefSeq names its product single-strand selective monofunctional uracil DNA glycosylase. The record is from RefSeq and is a predicted model, not a curated record. The transcript has 2 exons. Gene Ontology annotation, biological process: base-excision repair. Lineage: Eukaryota; Metazoa; Chordata; Actinopteri; Cyprinodontiformes; Poeciliidae. Gene Ontology annotation, molecular function: single-strand selective uracil DNA N-glycosylase activity; oxidized pyrimidine nucleobase lesion DNA N-glycosylase activity. Bases 132 to 953 code for a protein of 273 amino acids.